Dermacentor albipictus is the source of this 483-nucleotide messenger RNA. The record is from RefSeq and is a predicted model, not a curated record. Lineage: Eukaryota; Metazoa; Arthropoda; Arachnida; Ixodida; Ixodidae.
AUGAGGGGACGCCUCGGUGCUGCCCGGAGGUGGCACCUCCUACGCCACCUCAUGGACCCGGACACCACCAGAGCCGAAGGCAGAAGAAACAUGGCCAAGUUAAUCUACAUGCAUUCUCAGGACCCGGGGGCGUUCCCGGCUGAGAUGUGGGACAAGUACGUCGGCUCGCAACUCAAGAUACCGUCAUCUGCGACCUACCGCGGCCGGCCGAACGCGCACAUACACGCAGACCUCACGUUCGCUGAGGUGUCGGCCACCGCCUUCAAGCUGCGGACGAAAUCGGCACCGGGUCCGUACCACGUGACCAACAAGAUCCUGCGCAACGUGGACAAGGCCGCACUGGAGCAGCUCACCGAGUUCAUGAACGAAUGCUGGAAGACGGGCGCCAUACCGGAAGAGUGGAAAACGUCCACGAUCGUCUUUAUACCCAAACCAGGCAAACCACUCAAUGCGGACAACCUCAGGCCGAUUGCACUCAAAUGA